AGGGUGGACCUGGAGGACUUCGAAGGGGCUAAAGUCCACGUCCAGUACUCCUCCUUCUCUGUCGACUCUGAGCAUGAAGGAUACAAGCUGCAUUUUAGUGGCUUCAAAGAUGGAGGUGCUGGAAAAUCUAUGGAUGAACACAAUGGGCAGAAGUUCUCCACCUUCGAUAAAGACCAGGACACUCAUGUUUCAAACUGUGCUAAAUCAUAUCUAGGAGGAUGGUGGUAUGGAGAAUGCCACAGUGUCAAUGCCAACGGGGUAUAUCUGUGGGGCGACUCAAUCUAUGGUAUUGGUAUCAACUGGGUGACUUGGAAAGGUUAUAAAUACUCUUUAAAAGCCAUUGCAAUGAAGAUAAGGCCAGUGGAAUAAGUUCAGAACCUCUCACACUCACACUUUACAUUAAAAUAUUACCUUUCAAAUUAUGAAAAUAUUUGGAAAGCCACUGAAGUUAAAACAUUUUAAAGCUAAUAAAUUGAAGGGAAAAA
Salvelinus sp. IW2-2015 is the source of this 485-nucleotide messenger RNA. Lineage: Eukaryota; Metazoa; Chordata; Actinopteri; Salmoniformes; Salmonidae. The record is from RefSeq and is a predicted model, not a curated record.